AUUGAUCAAAGCAGUAGUUUACAGUAGGAAAACAUGGAGCCCAUCUCGCACCUCGUUAAAGUAUCUCUCCCCAAUUAUUUAUCUGGAUUACCAAUUCCAGACUCGAUAGGAGGAUGGCUCAAACUUGGAGUGCGAGAUUGGGUUUCUCUCAUCCCACCGACUGCUCUGGUCGCCGGUAUGGGGUACAUGGCCUAUCACACCUGGUGUCCUGAGGCCAAAACUAAAGUUGCUAUAAGAGCGAAAGUUAAUCACAAAAUUAAGAAGGACGUUGCCAAGGUUGUUGACAUGGUCGAUGUUGAGGAUAUCACGGAGAAGACUGUCUUCUGUCGUUGUUGGAGGAGUGAGAAUUGGCCUUACUGCGACGGUGCCCAUGGUCGUCACAACGAAUCCUCUUGUGAUAACGUAGGUCCCCUCGUCAUUACUAAGAAGAAGUAAAUGUAAGCCAAUAAUGCAUUUAUGAUAAAUCAACAGAGGCAACUCGAUUCAUAGUGAAAAUCUAAAUGAAAUCAUUGCAGUUAUUACGCCUAAGUUCAUUUUUCUUUUUUAAAUGAGAGUUUUAUCGGCUGUUUGUACAACUUUACACGUCUUGCCUGCCCAGUUUUCUUUUAAAUACAUUACUUGAGCGUAAAUUGUUGCGUGUAAAUACUCUUAAUGGAUUAGAUACGAAUUUAGGGGUGUGCAGGGUCUAAGAAUUACUGCUGAAACAAUAAAUUCAAUGUUACCAUUAUAAAAUCAUGUAAAA
Molecule: messenger RNA, 742 nt
Organism: Diachasma alloeum
Lineage: Eukaryota; Metazoa; Arthropoda; Insecta; Hymenoptera; Braconidae
Gene: Cisd2
Product: CDGSH iron-sulfur domain-containing protein 2 homolog
Exons: 4
Coding region: 34-435 (133 amino acids)
Biological process (GO): regulation of autophagy
Cellular component (GO): intracellular membrane-bounded organelle; mitochondrial outer membrane
Molecular function (GO): 2 iron, 2 sulfur cluster binding
Source: RefSeq, a predicted model, not a curated record